Messenger RNA from Fusarium odoratissimum NRRL 54006, 4854 nucleotides. RefSeq lists its product as uncharacterized. Gene Ontology annotation, biological process: siderophore biosynthetic process. The record is from RefSeq and is a predicted model, not a curated record. NCBI's taxonomy places the organism in Eukaryota, Fungi, Ascomycota, Sordariomycetes, Hypocreales, Nectriaceae. Bases 356 to 1729 code for a protein of 457 amino acids. The transcript is spliced from 2 exons.
ACAACUCACAGUAGGGGAUCUUCGGGAUCUGGCUGCCAUACGGCUUGGCAAGUUAAGUCCAUUUCCGCGUUCUUGACGUCGCCUCGAAAAUACCACUAGUCUCUCAUUGCACCAGAGCCGAGAAAGUUGUGCAAUGGCCUGGAAAGUUGCGGAAUUGAUGGGUACACCAUCCAUGCAGAAUGCUGUCCCAAGGUGUCAAGCUUGUUCCGAGGUGGAGGACCGGCAUGGAUACCUUCUCCCACUUAUGCAGCUUGGUAUCCUGGUGUGAAUAGCUUCUUGAGUGUGUCGAACUUUUUCAUCCUUUUCCAAUCCUUCUCGCUAAUGUCCAAUCUUUAAUACUCAGACCGUUUGAACAAUGUCAGCGCCACAAGGAACAUUCUCAGCCCUCAAGGCUGGAGAAACUGUCGUCAAGCUUCCUCAUCCCUACCAGACCGAGUUUGCGAUCGAAAAAGUCUCGGCACAACCUGACACGAAUGCGCCAGCCUAUAAACUUGUCCAGAAAGCUCCUGGGUCUGACAAGCGUUUGCCCUUUGAUCUUUACAACGAUGGCUUCGUUUUCUCAGACCCAAUUGAUCUGAAGUCAAGCGAGCUUCCACCUCAAUCCAACAACAGUCCUUGGGCUCGGGCACGCCGUUCACCAUGUGUCACCGUUUAUUGGGCUGGCACCGAGGCGCCAAGCUUGGGUCAAGUCUGGCUGCUUGCAUAUGCUCUGUUCACUUUGAGAACAUCCGUGGAAUCAUAUCGACUGGAGUUACAUGGAGUUGGGGCCGCUAUUUUGGGCCAACAACUCACAGCAGUGUUGCUUGCCAUUGAUCACCCUCUCAAGGGCCGAGAGAAGCGCCAACCCUCCAACAAGACUGACGAGAGCCUCGUCCUUCUCCUGCGAAGUACCUUCUGGCAAGGCGCUGGAUCACCAUUUGGACCUCGACCUGUUUGGUGCCCAGAAGAAUCGCCUUCAUCUCUGCCCACCUCAGCACCUCUUGGAUCAUUCCCUUUGACUCCUUUACACAAUACAACGACCAUCACAAUCGCCGGAGAUCCUGAUGAUCCCGAGAGAGUUCAGCAGUCAUGGCACCCAGUCAGACCAGCUAAGCCCGCACCUGGGGCUGUUGUUUACAGCCGAUGGAUUCCUCAUCUUAACGAGACCUUCUCCAUGGUGUCAGUCGACUAUAAUGAUACCGAGCACGUACGUCUCUUUCAUGAAUGGCAGAAUGAUCCUCGUGUUUCCCAGGGAUGGAGCCAGACGGGAACUUUGGAGCAACACCAGGAGUAUUUGCGCGAGGUGCAUGAUGAUCCGCAUGUAAUUGCGCUUCUAGCCAAGUGGGAUGAUAUCCACUUUGCAUAUUUUGAGGUCUAUUGGGCCAAGGAGGAUCGACUGGGUGGUUACUUCAACGCUGGUGACUUCGACCGCGGUCGACAUUCCCUUGUAGGUGACGUGCGAUUCCGCGGGCCACACCGUGUGUCGGCGUGGUGGAGCAGCUUGAUGCACUACCUCUAUCUCGAUGAUCCGCGCACUAUGUAUGUUGUUGGGGAGUCUCAGGAGACCAACACAACUAUUGUUAUGUAUGACUUCGUUCAUGGCUCGGGUCUAGACAAACUUGUCGAUCUGCCACAUCAGCGCAGCGCUUUCGUCAGAUCGUCGCGAGAGCGCUUCUUCCAACUGUGCCCACUAGCAGACAAUGAGAAGGUUGUUGCUGGUACAAAGCUUGGUCUUGUGCCUAAGCUGUGAGUGUCGAACAGGAUAUGAGGGUCAUAAUAGAUUUAUAGUAAAUGCAGGUAGAUAGGUACUGGUUUGAGAUAUUCGGGACAGCAAUAAAAAGUUCAUGUUUGGAUCACAGGUUUUUAGAUAUCCUCAAAUUAUGCUUGUGAUAGAAAGAGCCGUGUCUCACUCGUGACUUUCCAGCUUGUAAGGUUGGAUUUUUGCGUGCAUACGAGGGACUGCCAAGAAACAAAACGGCAGGUGUUGGGUGUCUGACCAGCUACUUUCCAUUUGUAUCUAUAAUAGCCUUUCCUCAAUUUUCUCUCGGUUCUAAACUUUUAUCUUCCAAAAUUCAAGUUAAUAAUCGCAUCACGCUUCAAAAUAUGCAUAUCUAAUCCAUCGCUUGAACUCAAUCAGUCCUGUCCACUCCACUCCACACUACAGCUUCGCAGUUACUUCCUGCUUUCGGAGAAGCUCAUCGCCCAGCUUGGCCAUCUCAAACUUACGCACUUUACCACUUCCUGUCAGAGGGACCGUUGCCGGAACAUCGCCAUCACCCAGCCAGAAGACGUGGGCAGGCGAUUUAUGACCACCAAGCCUCUUGCGACACCAGUCCUUGAUCUCCUCGAAUUGGGGCUUUUGGUGGCCUUCAGCCAACUCAACAAACGCGCCUACGACUUCACCAUAAUGCUUAUUCUUGAGGCCGACGACAAUAGCACGUGUUAUAGCAGGAUGAUCCAUCAGACGCUCCUCAAUUUCAAGCGGGUAAAUGUUCUCUCCACCUGUUGAAGCGGGGUCAGUCAAUCAUUCCGUACUGCCAAGACUGAUGUUCUUAACUCACCUCUGAUGAUGAUAUCCUUAAAGCGCCCAGUAAUCGAACAGUACCCAUUUUCGUCAAAAACAGCUUCAUCGCCGGUAUGCAGCCAGAGGACGCCAGCAGCGUCGCGGAUCAUAGUCUCGUUGGUCUUCUCUGAGUUGUUCCAGUAACCAGCCUGUAGCUGGUAACCGCCAAUGCAGAGUUCACCACGCUCACCGACAGGUACAAUGUUGCCAUCACGGUCCACAAUCUUGGCCUUUGCAUGAGGCAUCAAAGUACCGACAGUCGUCAAUCGUGUAUCGAUGGAAUCGUCAGUGAAGGCAUUGAAGCACGUUGGGGAAGCCUCCGUCAAGCCGUAACUGCUGGUGAACUCUGUCAUUCCGAAACGGUUUACCAGGAGCUCCAUAAGGUAUCGAGGAACGGGUGCACCAGCGAUGAUACCAGUACGCAGGUUGUCGCAGUUGAAGUUCUCGGGCCACUUUGCCUGAAAGAGCGAAUCAAACAUUGCUGGAACACCGUGAACGGCAGUGCAUUGUUCAUCAGAAAUAGCCUUGAGCGUUGCGUCAAUAUCGAAAACCUCCGCCGGAUACACGAUUUUACCGCCGUGAGUGACAACAGCAAGAAGACCGAGCACCAAGCCAAAGCAAUGGAACAGCGGUGGAGGGCAGCACAAAAUAUCCGCAGGACCAAGCCGCAUGCGAUCCCCAAUAAAGCGUGAAUUAUUUACCAGGUUGCUAUAAACUCGUCAGCUUAGAGUUCGAAAAGUCGACAGUUCGCACCAAGCUAACACGCUGCUCAGAGGAAUUCAUGGAUCACUUACUGGUGGGUGAGCAUCGCAGCUUUGGGCAAUCCGGUCGUUCCGCUUGUGAAUUGAAGGUUGACCACUUGAUGAGGAAGCACCUUGGUCAUGGCUUGAUACAGUCUUUGGUGGUUUCGCCUGCGACCAGCAUUCACCAAUUCGUCAUAGGUCUGGUGUUUACCAGACUCGUCUCCUCUCAGCAUUACGACCAUGGGGGCUGUCUUCUUAUUCUCAAGCUGCUGUAGCAGCUGCGUCUGGUCAAGCCGUCCGAUUCUUGGCGUUGUGAAGAAAAUCUUGCUGUCAGAAAACUUCAACCCAUACAUCGCUUCAGUUGGUGUGUAUGUGUUAUUCAGGAUGACAAGGAUAGCACCGAUUUUAGCCACCGCGAAGAAGACAGCCGCAUAUUGUUCACAGUUACCUGCCAUGAUGGCAACACGAUCGCCAACUCCAAUGCCCAUGUCCAAUAACGAUUGCGCCAGAGAUGAGCUUUGUUGGCUGAGCUCAUUGUAUGUCCAGCGGGCGCCUGUCCAGGGAAUCACCAGACAUUCUUGGUUGCCAUGCUGGUAUGUCUGAAGCUCAAGAAGCUCACCCAACGUCAAAUCAACCAAUGGAGGAUCGACAGGGCCCUCAAGGACAGAGAGCUUCUGUUGUUGCCGCGACGGCGCGGAAGGUAUAUUCGUCGCUUCGGUCGCCAUGAUGAGUGUGGAUGAAGUUUGGAACUGAAAAAUCACUUGGGAACUUCGGAGAAACACGACGAGGUCUGUAAAGAAAGCAGUCCUCGAGAAAAAACAGCAGUGGAUGCCGAUCAAGGGUUCUCCCUUGCAAUAAUAUGCAUGCUCAAGCUCAAACAGACGCUAUCAACGUGUACUUCCGUCCGUAUUAACCCACCAUGAUGUCCUGCCCCACCAUCAGUGCCGUACUCCGUUCAGGCCCAUGCUCCUGGAUGGGGUUGACGCCAAUUACGGAAUCAAGUGCGUGUAUAAGGAGCCAAACAAUGCGGAAUUGUACCAGGGCCGAACUGGUGCGGCAAUUUUUAUGAGUUUUUGGUGGUGUCCAGAUGGACGCCGUCUCACACUAGACAUCGCCAGUUGCAUCAUCGCUCGCCGUCAUCCAUUGGCGAAGUCGUCCGAAGUUUGGUGGACUGAUCAUCCAGGAUUCUUGAUCGAGCUUCUACGCUCGUGUCAAAUUGGUCAACUGCAACCUUGUGUCUUCCCUCACCCAUGUUUCCAAGGGCACGGUCUCGAGCGACAAAGAACCGGGACCCUGGGGAUGGUUCCGUCCUGACGGAGCUUCUGUUCAGUUCCUACGCCAUCCACGCACCUUUUGUGGCCACUUGCAUUACUUCAUCGCGUCAGUACUACUGUGCCAUUUCAUCGCCUUAACCCUGCGCUUGAUCCAUCAAGCCCAGGCCGGCGCGAGACCAAGUUUUUUUCUAGCGGCUUUUUUUGCGCCAAGUAUCUAAUCUGAUGAUCAGAUAAGAUGAGUUGCCCCUCAUCAGUUGCGCAGGGUUAAAGCCGGAACCUUCUACGUCCACACCCC